Molecule: messenger RNA, 1324 nt
Organism: Lasiosphaeria miniovina
Lineage: Eukaryota; Fungi; Ascomycota; Sordariomycetes; Sordariales; Lasiosphaeriaceae
Product: thymidylate kinase-domain-containing protein
Exons: 3
Coding region: 211-1137 (308 amino acids)
Biological process (GO): dUDP biosynthetic process; dTDP biosynthetic process; dTTP biosynthetic process
Cellular component (GO): cytoplasm; cytosol; nucleus
Molecular function (GO): nucleoside diphosphate kinase activity; dTMP kinase activity; ATP binding
Source: RefSeq, a predicted model, not a curated record
GGUAGGUAACGCGCGAGGCUGAAGCCGGAUCUCUCUCUCUCGUCUCGAGUGAAAGAAAAGUGAACCAUACAUGACAGUAACCUGCAUGUACGGCGGCGCAGUCGGAACAUAUUUACAGUAUUUCGUCCCUAUUCCACUUUGAAACAGCUCUCCCGAGGUCAAUUGGGCCCACCCGCCGUCUUUUGCCCGCCGCUGCGCAUCGCCCAUCGGAUGGCGUCGAUCAACGACCUGGCCACGGCCGCUUCAGCCGUGUCGGCGCUCGCGCCUCCUCCAUACACCACCAGCUCGACAGCCUCGUCUGGCCCGUCGCCAGCUGCCGCAGGAGAAGCGCCCAGCGAGGGCGCCGCCGUCGUCCGCGGCGCAUUGGUAGUGCUCGAGGGCCUCGACCGCAGCGGCAAGACCACUCAGGUUAAGCUCCUCGAGCAGCGCUUUGUCGAGCUGGGGCGCAGGGUUAAGGUGAUGCGGUUUCCGGAUCGCACAACACCAAUCGGGCAGAUGAUCGACGGCUACCUCAAGAGCCAGGUCGAAAUGGACGACCACGCCAUACACCUGCUCUUCACAGCGAACAGGUGGGAGGCCGCAAAAACCAUCGUGGCGCUCCUCAACUCGGGCGUGACGGUGCUCUGCGACCGGUACUACCACAGCGGGAUCGUGUACUCGGCGGCGAAGCAGAACCCGGCACUGUCGCUGACGUGGGCGCGGGCGCCCGAGAUUGGGCUGCCGCGGCCGGACCUGGUGCUGUUCCUCGACCUGGACGAGGCGCAGGCGCGCGGCCGCGGCGGCUGGGGCGGCGAGGUGUACGAGAAGGGCGAGAUGCAGCGCCGCGUGCGCGAGCUGUUCUGGGGCCUCAGCAUGGGCAAGAUCAACACCGUCCCCGUCUCCGUGGCCGGCUCGGCGGCGGGCGGCAGGCCCAGCGCGCCCGCCGCCGGGGAAGCUGCGGUUGCCGUGGGCCCGCCGACCCCUGAGACUCUGACAGGCACAGAGCAGCUGUUCCGGCAAGAAGAAGAGGACCUGCAUGUAAUUGAUGCGAGUCCGUCUGUGGAGGAGGUGGCGGAAGAGGUGUGGAGAGUGGUCAAGACAAGGGUAGAAGCGGUCGAGAAUGGGGAGGUCGGCAAUGUCGUGAGGAGGGUAUCAUGAUGCUAUCACGGCGGAGUUUGAGGAUUUUCGUGUACAAAUAUUAGAUGUCGCUUCCAUACCUGCCGUUCUCAAGACCGCUUUUUCGAGAUUGCCCUCAGGGGUCUAGUGUAGAUAGCGCUAGUUAGGGGGUGUUGUAUUGUAGAUUAUGAUGUUGACGCAGCAAAAAAACGAGAGAGAAAGCACGGCA